AUUUACCCGUUGAUCAUCACCACCAUCACCAUCACCAUCAGCGUCCGCCUGAAUCACAAGACAGAACAUUCCCAAUCAUGCCAGAGCAUUCUUCUACCACGGCAGCGGCUGUUACACAGGUCCCAGUCGGCCUGCUGACCUGUCAGCACACACCAUAUCUGACGACCAUGACCACCUCGGUCCUCUCAUGUUCCAGCAAGCCCAACAAGCAAAAGCUGUACGAGGUGCAUCUCCAGGACACAGUCCUGUUCCCUGAGGGGGGUGGCCAACCCUGCGACUAUGGCACCAUCAAUGAGACUAUUGAGGUCAAGAACGUGCAGAGGGUUGGUACCAACCAUGUCCACCACAUCACCGCACCUAUGGAAGAGGGCGCCGAAGCUAGGCUAGCGCUCGAUUGGGUCCGCCGGUUCGAUCAUAUGCAGCAGCACAGCGGCCAACAUCUGCUCAGUGCUGUUUUUGAACAGCCCGAGUUCGGCUGUGAUACAUUGGCAUGGGGAAUGAACGCUACAAGGUGCUAUGUUGAGCUCUCCAAGGCACCAACUCUAGAGCAGGUUCAACAGGUUGAGGAUCGACUGAACCUCUACAUUCGCCGCAACUAUCCAGUCCACAUCACCUUCACGGAUCAGCGUCCAGCUACCUUGCCCAAAGAUUACGUGGGUCCCAAUGGUGUCUUUAGGGUGGUUGAGAUCAUGGAGGACCUCGAUGUGAUUGCUGCAGAACAGGAUCCCCUCAACCACAAGGACCAGGAUCAGCUGAAUGGAGAACCCCCUAAGAAGCAUGGACUCGUUCGGCUCGACUACAACCCCUGCUGUGGAACCCAUGUCAAAUCACUUAAGGAUCUGCAAUGUAUUAAAAUCCUGCACCAGGAAAAGAUUCGGGGCGCCAACUGUCGACUGUUCUUUGUUGUUGGUCAGAGAGCUCUCAAUCUCUUGCAAGAGACCUAUCAGCUCACCAGGGACCUUGGUAGUGUCCUCUCUGCACCUGGAGGGCCUGAAACCUUUGUUGAAACAGUGGUAAAAACCCAAAAGCAAGGCCGAGAGGCGUUCAAGCAAGUUAAGACCCUGUUCAAAGAGAUUGCGACGUAUCAGGUUCGGGACUGGAUCCAGGAACUGAAGGACAAGAACCUUAUUAAUGAAGGCGGGUCAAGUACACCGUACUUGAUUAAGUACCACCGUGAGGACGCGGACAUGGACUUCCUGAUUGUCUUGACAUCUCUGCUCAAGGAUCAUGACUUAGUUAAAGGCCAGCGGAUCUUUGUUCUCUCGGCUGGUGAUAAGAAGGAAGGUGGACCGAUAAUCAUCACAGGACAAAACGAGGACAUGGUCAAGAAGGUCGCGGACGAGAUUAGCAAGUUUGUCGAGGUCAAGGGCGGAGGGAAGGGGAGGUGGCAGGGCAAGAGUAGGUCGUGGAAGGGUCUUGAGACUGCUCAUGCUGCUGCUGACACUUUGAUCUCCAGCGAAGGCGCUAUGUAAAAGCGACGAUGUACUUAUACACGAAUAGGUACUUUACAGACAAUAAAAACAGCGUGUCCUUCCGUG
This is a messenger RNA of Gamsiella multidivaricata, 1538 nucleotides long. RefSeq lists its product as uncharacterized. The record is from RefSeq and is a predicted model, not a curated record. NCBI's taxonomy places the organism in Eukaryota, Fungi, Mortierellomycota, Mortierellomycetes, Mortierellales, Mortierellaceae. Gene Ontology annotation, biological process: regulation of translational fidelity; tRNA aminoacylation. Bases 78 to 1472 code for a protein of 464 amino acids. The transcript has 4 exons. Gene Ontology annotation, molecular function: Ser-tRNA(Ala) deacylase activity; aminoacyl-tRNA ligase activity; ATP binding.